UGUUAAGUAUGGCGGCUGUACAUUGUAUAAAGUUAUUUACAUUUUUGAUUUUCCUUAGUAUUAAUAUCAGUUUAUCCCACUGCAAGUCACAAUUAUUUAGUUUGAAUGAAGAAAACUGGGAUGCUAUGCUAUCAGGGGAAUGGAUGGUGGAAUUCUAUGCACCUUGGUGUCCUGCUUGCAAAGCUAUGCAGUCGGUGUGGGAAGAGUUUUCUGGUUGGAGUAAAGACCUGAAUAUCAAAGUAGGUCAGGUGGAUGUUACUCAGUCUCCGGGUCUAAGCGGCCGUUUCAUGGUUACUGCUCUGCCCACCAUAUUCCAUGUGCUCAAUGGUGAAUUUCGACAAUACAAGGGGUCCAGAGAAAAGGAUUCCUUCAUCUCCUUCAUCGAAGAAGAUAAAUGGAAGGCUAUUGAACCCAUUCCAGGAUGGAAGUCACCUUCGUCAUUCCAGAUGUCUAUUGUGUCUUACUUCUUCAAGAUGUCUCAGCUACUUCGGGCAGUCCACACAAGACUAAUGGAAGAUUAUGGACUUCCUACUUGGGGAUCUUACCUCAUAUUUGCCAUUGCCACAAUCUUUGUUGGAGCACUGCUUGGACUGUUGUUUUCUCAGGUGGCUGUUUGUACCAUUGACCUGCUGUCCCCACCAAAGGCGGUGCCUCCUUCUAGUCUCAAGCAGAGUCAGAAAGCCAAGGGGAGCGAUGAUGAGUCGGAAGAUGAUCUCGUGGAGGAAGACCUGGUGGAUGAAAACACACAAGACUCAAACACCGCUCGUAAACGCAAGGCACGCAAAGCUGACUAACGGCAACACAGUUGCAGUACAUUUACAACACAGUCACCAAAUAUGAACUUUUCAAUUCUAGUUAUCCUUGUGACCUAACCCACUAUAUGUAAGUCAGAGACAGUUUUGUUAGCAGUGUUGUUGAAGAUUUUUAUACGGUAAAUCUACAAAGUCAUUAUUUUUGUAGGUUUUGUUAUUGAUUCUAAGAUAAUAAUAUCUCUACACGAGUAUCUGUGCAUUUAGAUAUUCAGUCCUAUGGGCGUUGAAGUAUUAUUAAUUUAUUUAAAAAAUAAAUCUUUCCAUGUACUUCAUUAAAUGUAAGUUAGUUGUAAUCUUGCCUAAGUAAUGUAGCUGUGUGCUAACGUUAGUUGAAUAGAACGUUUCAUUAUUUUUAUACUUUCAUAUUUUGUACCAUAUGUACACUGAAAAAAGGAUUUUGAUUUAUUUAACUUUUAUAAACUAUGCAAAAUGUACUCAAAAAUGUAUUUUUCAUGUAAAUAUUGUGCAAAAUAAAAUAAUAUUUAAUA
Messenger RNA from Macrosteles quadrilineatus (aster leafhopper), 1300 nucleotides. RefSeq names its product thioredoxin-related transmembrane protein 1-like. Bases 9 to 794 code for a protein of 261 amino acids. NCBI's taxonomy places the organism in Eukaryota, Metazoa, Arthropoda, Insecta, Hemiptera, Cicadellidae. The transcript is spliced from 6 exons. The record is from RefSeq and is a predicted model, not a curated record.